Molecule: messenger RNA, 1027 nt
Organism: Eubalaena glacialis (North Atlantic right whale)
Lineage: Eukaryota; Metazoa; Chordata; Mammalia; Artiodactyla; Balaenidae
Gene: IL12B
Product: interleukin 12B
Exons: 7
Coding region: 38-1027 (329 amino acids)
Biological process (GO): cytokine-mediated signaling pathway; immunoglobulin mediated immune response
Cellular component (GO): membrane; external side of plasma membrane
Molecular function (GO): protein binding; cytokine receptor activity
Source: RefSeq, a predicted model, not a curated record
CAGACCCAGGGAACACUGCAGCCUGACCAGAAGCAAGAUGCACCCUCAGCAGUUGGUUGUCUCCUGGUUUUCCCUGGUUUUGCUGGCAUCUCCCAUCACGGCUAUAUGGGAACUGGAGAAAAAUGUUUAUGUUGUAGAAUUGGAUUGGUAUCCUGACGCCCCUGGAGAAAUGGUGGUCCUCACCUGUGAUACCCCUGAAGAAGACGGCAUCACCUGGACCUCAGACCAGAGCAAUGAGGUCUUGGGUUCUGGCAAAACCUUGACCAUCCAAGUCAAAGAGUUUGGAGAUGCUGGGCAGUACACCUGUCACAAAGGAGGCGAGGUUCUGAGCCAUUCGCUCCUCCUGCUUCACAAAAAGGAAGAUGGAAUUUGGUCCACUGAUAUCUUAAAGGACCAGAAAGAACCCAAAAAUAAGAGCUUUCUAAAAUGUGAGGCAAAGAAUUAUUCCGGACAUUUCACCUGCUGGUGGCUGACAGCAAUCAGUACUGAUUUGAAAUUCAGUGUCAAAAGCAGCACAGGCUCCUCUGACCCCCGAGGGGUGACGUGUGGAGCAGCGACGCUCUCGGCAGAGAGGGUCAGAGUGGACCACAGGGAGUAUAAGAAGUACACAGUGGAGUGUCAGGAGGGCAGCGCCUGCCCAGCCGCCGAGGAGAGCCUGCCCAUUGAGGUCGUGGUGGAAGCUGUUCACAAGCUCAAGUAUGAAAACUACACCAGCAGCUUCUUCAUCAGGGACAUCAUCAAACCAGACCCACCCAAGAACCUGCAGCUGAAGCCAUUAAAGAAUUCCCGGCAUGUGGAGGUCAGCUGGGAGUACCCUGACACCUGGAGCACCCCACAUUCCUACUUCUCCCUGACAUUUUGUGUUCAGGUCCAGGGCAAGAACAAGAGAGAAAGGAAAGAUAAACUCUUCAUGGACAAAACCUCAGCCAAGGUCACGUGCCACAAAGAUGCCAACGUCCGCGUGCAAGCCCGGGACCGCUACUACAGCUCAUCCUGGAGCGAAUGGGCAUCUGUAUCCUGCAGUUAG